This is a messenger RNA of Penicillium diatomitis, 1572 nucleotides long. RefSeq names its product putative pH signal transduction protein PalI. The record is from RefSeq and is a predicted model, not a curated record. Bases 1 to 1572 code for a protein of 523 amino acids. The transcript has 4 exons. NCBI's taxonomy places the organism in Eukaryota, Fungi, Ascomycota, Eurotiomycetes, Eurotiales, Aspergillaceae. Gene Ontology annotation, cellular component: growing cell tip; cell division site; plasma membrane.
AUGUUGCUCAAACCCGCGACCCCCCUCACCAUCUUGCUUUUCGUCGCAUUCGCCCUCUUGCUCUUGUCAUGCCUAUCGACUCCCAUCAUCAAAGGCAUUCCUCUCGCUACAUUUAAGAAUGUCGACUACGGGGUCUUUGGAUAUUGUCAGGGGAAUCAGUGUUCCAACAUCCAUGUGGGAUAUACGGGCCACAACAUCGACAGCACUGGUAGCGACUUCAAUCUGCCCUCGAGCACUCGAAAGUCCCUCUCAUCUAUUCUGAUUGUUCACCCGGUCGCGGCCUUUCUUACCCUCGUCUGUCUGUGUCUCGCAGGAGCGGCGCACUUCCAUGGACCCUCCCACUCACCGCGCUAUCUGCUAGCGCUCUUGAUCCUGCUGUUACCGACCCUGCUGGUCACUUUGCUCGCUUUCCUGGUCGAUAUUCUUCUCUUCGUGCCGCACUUGCGAUGGGGAGGAUGGAUCGUCCUGGCUUCGACCAUCAUCCUGGUGUCCUGCGGAGUCGUGACCUGUGCUAUGCGUCGCACGCUCGUGAGUCGAAAGGCGCGCAAGCGACGCAUCGCCGAAAAUGCCGAAAUGAGCGGUGAAAACUACUACAACCGUCAGAACGCAGCUGCCGCGGCCGUGGCGGCGACUCCCUUGGAGACGGAGAGCAAGGAACCCAUCACCUCGACCUCUCCGACUCCGGAUUCGGGCCCGACUUUUGCCUCAUUUCGCACAGAGACACGAACCAGUGAUGAUGAUCGCACUCCGUUGAAUGAGUAUUCGAACGGCCCCGGCCCGCAGGACGUGCCGCCUCCUGCGAGUCAAUUUCUCGAUCGCCGGAAUUCCCCCUACCGUCCGCAAGAGCCGCCCGGUAUGCAUCCAUCUGGACCGUACGGAAAUCCCCAAAUGAUGCGCAAUCCGUCCGAUCCUCGCUUGCGAUCGCAGUAUUCGGACGGCAGUCCUCCCGGUAGCCGAGGGGGCCAUAUGGGAGGGCCAAUGCCGCCGCGCGGUCGCGGCGGCAUGAUACCCGGACGCGGAGGACCUCGUGGAGCUCCUGGCUACUCGGUAGGCCCCAACCGCAGUUACGACUCCUACGGGCGGCCAGCAAAUGACCAGUUCCAACCCCAAUCUUACCCCGGGUUGGAAUCGACGGGUCCGAGGCGGGCGCCCUCGCCCGGGACCAUUGGCAUGGCGGUGUCGCCAGACACGAUGGGUCGUGCCAUUGAAAUGCAACCGCAAUCGCGCCGCCCUGGCCCUUACGGCUCCGAUCCCUCUUUGGCCAAUGAUCCUUCGCCUCAUGCGCUUUCUGUUGAUGGCGCUCACGCUCCGCUGGAGAGUCCAUCGAGCGUCUAUGGCUCCACCGAAUCCUACGAGCCACCUCGAGCAGGCUGGAGCACGCAGGACCAUCAUCCGAGCAUGUCACCUCGGCCGUCGCAGUCGCCUGUGCAACAUGCCUCUCGAGGCUCUACCAACUAUUAUGAAGACGUCGAUCCCCGUUUUGCCCGUCGUCCUUCACCACAGCCUCCGUCACCAUUACCAUCUUCUCUGACACCCGGAGGUGGUUACUGUGAGUUUGCCCCACUUCGUUGA